GUUAAAAUCACAUAUGACACGAGACUACGCAAUUCAGCGGCGUUUAGUGAAACAGAACUAUAGCUACACACAUUUGCUCGACGUUCACUCACAAGCCCAACAAAACCGCUAAACAUAGAAAAUAGAUUCCACUCCAUAUUUUGUCAGCCACAACCCUCUGACCCAGCCAGAGCUGCAAGCUUGCGGAUGGAUACGCGAAAUACAGCGCUGUACGGCACCGCUCAGGGCGAACCGAGAGGGCGACUGUAAGACGAAACGCAAAAAGAAAGAGAAAGCGAAUAUAAAGAAACGAACUGCUUUUCAACGAGAAACAAAUAUACCGUGAAACGUGCUACAAAGGCUACGGACAUUCUUGGACGGACGCACCGAGGCCUGUUCGCUACCGAUCGGGCGGAGAGGGCUGAAAUACCGAAGAGAAAGGAUCAGACCCGGGCAGCACAGACUAGAACCCCGGCAGCGGGCUCCAUUUUAACUCCUCGGCCGGUCUCCGCCUCACGUGUCCUGGACUGUCUCUCUCACAUGACCCGAGUGUUUGUCCCCGUGAUCAGCACUUCCAUCUCCGUCUCAGUGUCACCGAAUAUCACAUUUUAAAUUCCGACCCUCAUGGAUAUGCUGGAGCAGAGUUUGGACAGCGCUGUGAGUCACGAAAAACAAGAGGAGGAAGUUGUGCAGAUUACAGAAGGGGACAGCGCGGGAGCGGCGGAGCAGACGGCGGUCACCAUCGCGGGGGUGCAGCAGGCUGCGACGUUCGCCGAUCACAAUAUUCAGUACCAGUUCCGCUCAGAGAACACCGGCGGACAAGUGACGUACCGAGUCGUGCAGGUGACGGACCAGCAUUUAGACGGGGCUGACGACGGGGGAGGGGCUGUCAGCGUUGUUUCCACCGCUGCAUUCGCUGGAGCUCAGCAGGCAGUCGCACAGGCUGUGAUUCAGAACCCCUUCAGUAAUGGUGGCAGCCCAGCGGGGGAGUCAGUGGGAGGGGAGACACGAUUCGCCUAUUUCCCUGCUGCCACAGUGAGCGACGGAACCGCCACCGCCGUAUCGGUCCAGGCCACCGCCGACCCCACCCUCACUCAGGCCGGGGGUCAGUUCUAUGUGAUGAUGACCCCUCCAGAUGUCCUUCAGUCCGGCACGCCCCGCACCAUCGCCCCCCGGACGCACCCCUACUCCACAGACGAAACCGAGGCGCUGCAACAUGAUGGGUUAAACUGGAAGAUGGACGGACCACGGACGCCCAGAGACGAAAGGAGGAGAGCGCAGCACAACGAAGUCGAAAGGCGGCGAAGAGACAAGAUCAAUAACUGGAUCGUCACGCUCUCAAAAAUCAUCCCAGACUGCAACAUGGACAGCAGCAAGACUGGGGCGAGUAAAGGAGGCAUCCUGUCCAAGGCCUGCGAUUACAUCCGCGAGCUCAGGCAGAACAACCAGAGGCUGCAGGAAAGCUUCAAGGAGGUGGAGAGAGUGCAGGUGGACAACGACCUUCUGAGGCAGCAGAUCGAGGAGUUGAAGAACGAGAACGCCUUGCUCCGAGCACAGCUGCAGCAACAUGGGAUUGACAGCGUGGGAGAGACGACCCAGCAGUGAGGGAGGGGGAGGGGGGAGGAGGAGGAGGAGGGUGAAGAUGAAGAUGAAGACAUGAGAGGCCAGGCAGAGAGUGACACUGAGGGACAUCAAACAGCUACUGAAGAAGCAGGUCCCUCGCUGUCCCCAUCCUCCCCCCAUCUGUGGGCUGUGACACGGUGGCAUGCAGGGGGCACUGUGACCCGCCCUGCUGGCCCCCACAGACCCAGAUAAAAACACUUUUCUUCACCAGGAGCCCUCGCAAAACAAGAUCCCACAUGCCAGAGCUGUGACCAGCACACUCACACUCACACUCAUACACACACACGUACACACACACGUGCACACUCACACUCA
This is a messenger RNA of Megalops cyprinoides (Indo-Pacific tarpon), 1917 nucleotides long. RefSeq names its product upstream stimulatory factor 2. The coding region runs from base 604 to 1584 and encodes 326 amino acids. The record is from RefSeq and is a predicted model, not a curated record. The transcript has 11 exons. Lineage: Eukaryota; Metazoa; Chordata; Actinopteri; Elopiformes; Megalopidae. Gene Ontology annotation, molecular function: DNA-binding transcription factor activity, RNA polymerase II-specific; ATP binding; DNA topoisomerase type II (double strand cut, ATP-hydrolyzing) activity. Gene Ontology annotation, biological process: regulation of transcription by RNA polymerase II; DNA topological change.